This is a messenger RNA of Daldinia decipiens, 2950 nucleotides long. RefSeq names its product OPT superfamily oligopeptide transporter. Gene Ontology annotation, biological process: transmembrane transport. The record is from RefSeq and is a predicted model, not a curated record. Lineage: Eukaryota; Fungi; Ascomycota; Sordariomycetes; Xylariales; Hypoxylaceae. The transcript is spliced from 6 exons. Gene Ontology annotation, molecular function: oligopeptide transmembrane transporter activity. Bases 1 to 2385 code for a protein of 794 amino acids.
AUGUCUUCCCGCCUUUCGGGCGAAGCCAAGGACGAAGCCAAGUUCUCUAGCGCAAUUCCCGCAGCUGAGCCUCCAGCCAACCAACGACCUCUUUCGACAGAGAACAUAGUUAAGGACGGCAGCCCAAGCAAAGAAAAGCUUCCUGUCGAAGACGCCGUCGAGGUUGAUGCCGAUCUCGAGGACGAAAAUGACCCCGAGAUCAGCCAGAUCCCUCCAGAGGUGAGGCGAGUCGUCAGUCUUCACGAUGACACGACUUUACCCACCUUAACAUUUCGAUAUUUUAUUCUCUCCAUUCUCUUCGUUAUCCCUGGAGCUUUUCUUUCUUCGAUGAACAGCUACCGAACCACGUAUGCGCCCUACUCAGUUUUCUUCGUCCAGAUCGCCUCCAAUUAUGUCGGCCUCUGGCUUGCCCGCGUGCUUCCUAAUCGCCAAUUCCGCAUUCCCUUCACCCGUUGGUCUUUCAACAUGAACCCAGGUCCAUGGUCGGUCAAGGAGCAUGUCUUAAUCACCCUAACAGCAGCCUCUGGUGCGACGGGCAAUGGAGGCACCACGCCUAUCGCGCUUGGCGACCUCUACUUUAACGAACGCCUUCACCCCGCAGCGGCCAUCUUUUUCAUGUGGUCCAUUGACGCUACCGGGUAUGCCUUCGCUGCUCUCGCGCGUCAAAUCCUACUAUACGAACCUGCAUACCCUUGGUUCCAGGCCCUUUGCCAAGCUGCGCUUUUCGAAACCCAGAGUCGACAGAACAAGAAUCCGACUCCGACCGCGCGCAAGCAGAUGCGCGUGUUCUGGUGGGUGCUCCUCGGCAUCACGCUCUGGCAGUUCUUGCCAGAAUACGCAUUCCCAAUGCUGAACUCGAUGGCCUUUUUGUGCUGGGUUGCUCCUCAUAAUCCUGUUGCUAAUUUUAUAGGAUCUGGUCUUGGUGGAAUGGGAUUUCUCAAUUUCUCCUUUGAUUGGGCUAAUAUCUCCAACUAUCUCGCCGGAGUUCCGCUAUUUUUGAGUCCUUGGUGGUCGCAAGUCGUACUUUUCUGUUCCUUUGUUAUGUCAUGUUGGGUGUUAUUGCCCGCUGCAAAAUGGGGACACCUUGGAAGUUAUCCUCAUUGCCUGAUGACGAACCGAGCUUGUACUGCCGAUGGGAGCAAAUAUCCUGUCACCGAUCUAGUCACACCGCAAAACACCUUCAACCAGACGGCUUACGAAGAAAACGGCCCGUUGUACCUUGGCGUUCAUUACCUAUGGUCCAUUUUCUUUGAUUAUGCCUCUUACACUUCGGCUUACUCUUGGAUCGUGUUCUUUGGGGCUGGCCAAAUUAGAGACGGGUACAGGAAAUUCCGCGCCCGCCAGAAAAACCCGGGCCAAGGAAUCAAUCAUCAAUGGUAUGUCUUAAGAAUACCCACCGAUUCCGAUAGAUUGAACGUCCUGAUGAGAUCUUAUAAAGAGGUUCCUCUGUGGUGGUAUAUUACGCUGUUCCUCGCCUCAUUUACAUGUGUAAUGACAAUGGUUGGGAUGAACAUCAUAUUCAUUCCCUGGUGGACUUACUUGGUGGCACUUGCGACAGGAGCUGCUAUCGUCGUGCCUCUCGGCUGGCUUUAUGCCAUUAGCAACUUCCAACUGCCCAUCGGAACGUUCAAUGAAUUGCUAUACGGUACAAUGGUUCAAAACCUAAGCACUCAUCGCAAUCCCAUUGGAGCUAGCGUGUAUGGUGCUCUGGCUGGUGGUGCCUGGUAUAGGGCCCAGUAUAUGUUGCAAGAUCAAAAAAUAGGGCAUUACAUGCACGUCCCUCAACGUACGGUUUUCUUCUCGCAAAUCUUCGGAAUCACUAUGGGUGUGCCGAUCAAUUAUGCAGCAAUGCGCUGGAUCAUGGAUUCCAAGCGCGACUACCUAACUGGAGCCGUUGAUGAUCCAGCCCAUAUAUGGACAGGUCAAAGUCUGGCCGGCUCUUUGACUAUGGGGGUUCAAUAUGUUUUACUAGGGCCAACCCGACUCUUCCAACAAGAACAGUUUCGUCCUCUCCCCUAUGCUUUCCUCGUCGGCGCGGCCUGUCCGGCCAUCAUAUACGCGCUCCACCGGCUAUUCCCUCGCGCCAAAUUCCACCUUUUCAACACCACCAUCUUCUUCAGCGGCGCGUCUAUCUUCUACGGCAACGUGUCGACGGGGUACUUCUCGCGUUUCAUAGGAGGGUUCGUCGUUAUGUUCUGGGCGUACAGGUACCGCUACCAGCUAUGGGCCAAGUACAACUUUAUCCUCGCGGCUGCGUUCGACGCGGGGUUCAACCUAAACAUGCUCUUGAUCUUCUUAAUCUUCGGUAGCGCAAAGGUCAUUGGCAUGCCGAAUUGGUGGGGGAAUGAUGCGGCUAGCGUGGAGAAAUGCUAUGCGCUUGAAUAGAGUUGCUGUCCUGUUGGCAUCUUAUUUUAAAGUAUAUAUAUUACGAAUAUACUAGCACUAUAUUUGGAUUAAAUAGGCGAAGAUUAGUCGAAUGAACGGAUAUUCAACCUAAUCACAGGUACCUACCUAAUGUUUCGUAGAUUGAGACGAUGGGAAUUUUACUAAAUAGAUAUCGGAGAACCUUCGGCCGGACUGGGAAUCCAUAACAGCAGGGUCACUUAACACCGAUCACUUGAUUUCAACGAAUAAUUGACCGCCCUCCUUAACGUAUCGUUCUAGGUUACCAAUAUAUAGAAAUACGGGGUGAUCUUACCCGGAAGGACAGCUGGAACAUGGAUAAUACUUAGGGGAUAGAAGUGCGGGAGUCAAGCAGCUUGUCGAAUUGGUUGAUAUAGCUAGGCCUGUGACUCCUAUCAGUGUGUUGAGUCAAGUUGUAACUUGAUGGCGGUCUUGUUUCCUCGUAGCUUGUAAGAGAGGAGGAACUUGGAGUGUCAGGAUUCUAGAUAACUAGGUUUAAAUAUAGAUUUACUUCUCGGCUAUGUACGUCGAGUUGAUUACGGGUUGC